GACCGAGGCAGCGCUGUCCCAGACCGAGCCGCGGGAGCGAGGGUUCAGAGAUGGGCAGUGAGAAGGAGCAGAAUCCAGAACAGCACCUGCCUGAGGAAGGGCAACUGGGUAAGCCUUGGAGAGUGGAUGACUCAGAUGGGGAGAAAGAGGACAAGCAGGAGAGCCUGUCGGACAGGCUACAAGGCAGCGACCUAAAACCAUGGGGGAAAGUCACUCCAGCUGUAGAGUCAGGGGGCCUCAUUGCUCGUCCAAGGCCUCAGGUGGACGAGAAGCCCUUUAUAUGUGCCCAGUGUGGCAAAACAUUCAAUAAUACAUCCAAUCUGAGAACACACCAGCGGAUCCACACUGGUGAGAAGCCUUACAAGUGUUCCGAAUGUGGCAAGAGCUUCUCCAGAAGCUCCAACCGUAUCCGGCAUGAGCGGAUCCACCUGGAAGAGAAGCACUAUAAAUGUCCCAAAUGCCAGGAGAGCUUCCGGCGGCGCUCAGACCUCACCACGCAUCAGCAAGAUCACCUGGGCAAGCGGCCAUACCGCUGUGACAUCUGUGGCAAGAGCUUCAGUCAGAGUGCCACACUGGCUGUGCAUCACCGGACCCACCUUGAGCCUGCGCCCUACAUCUGCUGUGAGUGCGGGAAGAGCUUCAGCAACAGUUCCAGCUUUGGCGUGCACCACCGUACCCACACAGGCGAGAGGCCUUAUGAGUGCACGGAGUGUGGGCGGACCUUCAGCGAUAUCUCCAACUUUGGGGCACAUCAGAGGACCCACAGAGGGGAGAAGCCCUACAAGUGCACUCUGUGUGGGAAACACUUCUCCCGGAGCUCAAAUCUCAUCCGACACCAGAAAACUCACAUGGGAGAGCAGACUGGAAAAGAUUUCAGCUGAAGGAAAGAUGCAUUUAGAGAGAGAGAGAAUGAGAAACCCCAACCUAGCGCAGGAAGAUCUUUAGGAUCUGCCACUGUCGCCCUUGACCUCAAGCCCUACAUCCCACUUUGGAGAGUAGUUUCCUGUUGCCUCUGAAGCAAGAGUCUCUAGGAAGUCCUGAGAACGGACUGAGUAAAAAUCUUUGCCUCUUUCCAGGCCAGUUUCUUGCCUUAGAACGUCAGAGGAAGGACCCACUCUUGGCAUGACCUCCUUGGGAUGAAAAAGAAAUAGGGCAGGCUCAGAAUAUGCUCAUGUCAUUAAGGCAACAGCCCCUUGGCCUUUGAGGCAAUACCCCUGAUAUGGGCGUCACUGUCUAAAGGUCCUCCAAAUUAUAUGUGAACUGCUUGAGAUUAGGGCACACUACAGUGGCUGCUAGUUCCCACCUGCUCUACCCUCGACUUUGCUUCCAGGUCUCUGGGCUUGGAGGAAGGGCCUUCCCAUUGGAAGGGGCCUCCUUGACCUGGGGAAGACAUUAGAGGUCCUGCGUUAGGAAUUAAAGGGAAGACCUCAGGGAGCCAGGACCAGGGACUUUCAUGCUCCCCGGUGUUUACUUGUUCCUCCCUAUCCCAACCUGCGUCUGUUUCCUUUGAGAUUAGCAGUAAAACCCGUCAAUGAAAAGGACUCGUGUACUUAUUUGGGGCAUCAAAGAAGUUGGGAGCUGGGGAGAUUGUCCUACUGCAGCCACUCUGAGAGAAUCAGACUCCAAGAAAGACAGAAUGGGGUGGCUGCUCUGAAAAGCAAAGGAAAGCAGGCUGAGUCUCUGGGGCCUUUGAGAAGGAAGAGGGAAAGGAAAGGAACUAAUUGAGCACCCGCUAUGUGAUACAAAUCCUACCAUUUACAUUCAUGAUUUCAUUUAAUUUUUCCCAUCAACCCUCAAGGGAAUAAGACGAGGA
Molecule: messenger RNA, 1813 nt
Organism: Trichechus manatus latirostris (Florida manatee)
Lineage: Eukaryota; Metazoa; Chordata; Mammalia; Sirenia; Trichechidae
Gene: ZNF691
Product: zinc finger protein 691
Exons: 2
Coding region: 51-881 (276 amino acids)
Biological process (GO): regulation of gene expression
Cellular component (GO): nucleus
Source: RefSeq, a predicted model, not a curated record